Messenger RNA from Acanthopagrus latus (yellowfin seabream), 3343 nucleotides. It is a transcript of the gene sema3d, whose product is annotated as sema domain, immunoglobulin domain (Ig), short basic domain, secreted, (semaphorin) 3D. NCBI's taxonomy places the organism in Eukaryota, Metazoa, Chordata, Actinopteri, Spariformes, Sparidae. The transcript has 19 exons. Gene Ontology annotation, biological process: semaphorin-plexin signaling pathway; axon guidance; positive regulation of cell migration. Gene Ontology annotation, molecular function: chemorepellent activity; semaphorin receptor binding. The coding region runs from base 195 to 2606 and encodes 803 amino acids. The record is from RefSeq and is a predicted model, not a curated record.
CGUUCAAUUGGGAGUUUGCCACCGGUUCUGGUCGGGACGCGGGUUGCGCAAGUGUCACAGCGCUGUCCGCUUCUCUCUGCGCGUCCGGCGAACAGAGCAGAGAGGCGCUGCUGCCCACAGCAUGAGAGCAGGCUGCGCAGGGUUGCAGAAAAGGACUGAGUGAAAAACAGAACGAGACCUCUCCUCCACACGCCAUGAAGACGGAGGGCUCUGUAAAUCAGAGUGUGAAUGAAGCCGGGGCUCUGCGCUGCGUGCCUGGCAGUAAUUAUGGCAGCGCAGGGAAGAGGAUUAAGGUACGAGCCCAUCCCGGGGUCCCAUUAGUGGGAUUGAUGUUGUUGGCCACCCUCCCUUUUGGAGCGAGCAUCAAACAGAGUGUCCCCAGGGUCAAACUCAGCCACAGAGAACUGCUGCAAGCCGGCAGUGUGUCUCUGUUCCUGGGCCCCUCCGAUGGCCUCCACUCCCACUCGCUGCUGCUGGACGAGGAGAGAGGUCGUCUUCUGCUGGGAGCCAGGGAUCACGUCUACCUGCUUGACCCCGACAAUCUGGCCAGGGCCCCCAGAAAGAUCUACUGGCCUGCUCCCCGGGACCGAGUCGAAAUGUGCAAACUGGCAGGCAAAAAUGCAAAUUUGGAGUGCGCUAACUUUGUCAGGGUCCUCCACAACUACAAUCGAACACAUGUCUACGCCUGUGGGACGGGAGCCUUCCACCCUACCUGCGCUUUCAUUGAACUAACCGGCCACAGAGAGGACGGCGCGUUCCAACUGCUGUCUACCACAGUGGAGUCUGGCAGAUUGAAAUGUCCUUUUGACCCCUUGCAGCCAUUUACCUCGGUCCUCACAGAUCAGUACCUGUACGCGGGCACAUCUUCGGACUUCCUGGGCAAAGACACGACCUUCACGCGCUCCCUCGGCCCUCCGCCCGACCAGCACUACAUACGCACGGACAUCUCCGAAGACUACUGGAUCAACGAGGCCAGGUUUAUAUCUGCACACCCCAUCGCAGACACCUACAAUCCCGAUGACGACAAGAUAUACUUUUUCUUCCGGGAGGUGUCGUGGGAAGGCAACGACAAGAGCAUCGUGUCCCGGGUGGCUCGUGUGUGCAAGAAUGAUGUGGGUGGGCUGAGGAGUCUGACCAACAAAUGGACCACCUUCCUCAAAGCCAGACUUGUGUGUUCCAUCCCCGGGCCAGACGGAGUGGACACACACUUCGACGAGCUCCAGGACAUCUUUCUGCUUCCUACCAGGGAUGACAAAAACCCUGUAGUGUAUGCAGUCUUCACCACCUCCAGCUCCAUUUUCCGCGGCUCUGCAGUGUGUGUGUACAGCAUGGCGGACAUAAGGGCCGCCUUUAACGGACCCUACGCCCACAAGGAGGGGCCCGACCACCGCUGGGUUGAGUACGAGGGGAGGAUACCGUACCCGAGACCCGGAACGUGUCCCAGCAAGACGUAUGACGCGAGGAUCAAGACCACCAAAGACUUCCCGGACGAGGUGGUCAGUUUCAUCCGGUUCCACCCUCUGAUGUACCGCUCCGUGUACCCUCUGACCGGCCGACCCGUGUUCACACGCGUCCGGGUGGACUACACCCUGACCCAGAUCGUGGUGGACAGAGUUCUGGCAGAGGACGGUCAAUACGAGGUCAUGUUCCUGGGAACAGACGCCGGCUCGGUUCUGAAGGUGGUGAGCAUCACUCAAGAGAAUUGGUCGACGGAGGAAGUGGUGCUCGAGGAGCUGCAAGUUUUUCAGGUUCCAACUCCUAUCCUCAGUAUGGAGAUGUCAUCGAAACAGCAACAGCUCUACGUGGGCUCAAGUGAAGGGCUUGCCCAGGUCUCACUCAGCAGGUGUCACCUGUACGGUCACGCCUGCGCCGAAUGCUGCCUGGCACGGGACCCGUACUGCGCCUGGGACGGACACACGUGUGCGCGAUACAUCCCUGCGUCCAAGAGGCGAGCCAGGAGACAGGACAUCAAGCACGGAGACCCUGCCAGUCAGUGCUGGGACACGGAAGACAGUGUUGUCGGGGGACGGGUGGAGGAGAGGGUCCUGUUCGGGGUGCAGAGCAACUCCACAUUCCUCGAGUGUAUCCCCAAAUCUCAACAGGCCCAGAUCCGGUGGUACAUACAGAGAGCUGGAUCCGAGCGCAGGGAGGAGGUCCGGCUGGAUGAUCGCGUCGUACACACGGAUCGAGGUCUCCUGAUCCGCUCCCUCCACAGCUCCGAUGCCGGCGUGUACGUCUGCGUGGCUCAGGAGCGCACGCACUUCGCCCGCACCCUCCUCCGUCUCACCCUUCAGCUUGUUACGCAUGGACAGCUGGACGGGAAGCCGAAACCCAGCGAGGACCCCGUGGUGGACCUACGCCACGCCGCCGAGUCCCGCCAGCGUUACAAAGACUACCUGAGGGUGAUGAGCUCCCCCUUCAGCUCGCUGGAGGAGUACUGCGACUCGCUGUGGCUGGAGAAGAGGCCGUCGAGGGUGCGAGGUCGAGGCUUGGGAGCCGGCAAGUGGAAACACAUCCAGGAAAUGAAGAAGAACAGGAACAGGAGACACCACAGAGAGACGGAGGAAGAUAAACAGGGGUGGGUGGCGAGGACAGUAAAGCAGUGAGGUCAAAAUGAAGCAGGAUGAUGAAGCAGACGUGACACAGAACUGCAAUGACAGAUCAACUCAGAGCUAAUAGGUCUUGAAAGACUAACAUUAAUAUACAGUUCAGGGUUUCAAAAUAAAAGUUUAUACAAGCAGUUUUAAUAUUUUUGGGUUGUGAAUAUGUAAUUACUCCAUUGUGAAAGAGCAUGUCAGUUGUUUCAGAGGAGAAAAUAACUCAUUUUGUAAUUUUCUCGGAAUCUCUCUUGUAAUUUACAAGAUAUUUAAAAAAGAAAAUUGUUCAAACUCCUUUGAAGCUAAAGAAAUUCUGUCCGAUCUGCAGAUGACAUGAUUCCAAAAUGCCUAGUUGUCCACAGUCAUCCGUUGAUUUGAUGAGCUGACCAGAUGAAGCUGAUCUUCCUACAGCAUUCACUAACAAACAGUACUGACAGUUAACAGAUUUCAUGAUACUGAAACCCAUCAAUGGUCAAUCAGUGAGUUCGGCGACAAAAAAACUUUUUUUUAACUUGUGGUGAUGACAAUGCAUUCAUGUUGAAUGACUGUAAAUAUGUACAGGAUGCUCAGUUUAACCUCCUUACCGAUCUGUAUAAUUCUAAUGAUCAUCGUGUGUUAUGUUUGAGAUGACAAACAAUAUAUUUUUUUGUACAAACGUUUCACUCAUAUGUACUGUAGGAUGGAUAGAUUGUUUUUCUUAUUGCUGUUUUGGAGAAGUUAUUUAAAUAAAUGUGUCUCGGAGCCUC